Molecule: messenger RNA, 3498 nt
Organism: Gopherus evgoodei (Goodes thornscrub tortoise)
Lineage: Eukaryota; Metazoa; Chordata; Testudines; Testudinidae
Gene: ELMO3
Product: engulfment and cell motility 3
Exons: 13
Coding region: 815-2227 (470 amino acids)
Biological process (GO): actin filament organization; cell motility
Source: RefSeq, a predicted model, not a curated record
AAGGGCUGUUUGGGGCUGGGGUAGGGGAGGAUGGAGGCUGCCUGUCCAUGUUGGAAAAGACAGUGGUCAGGUCAGGGGAGCUGUGCCAGGCUCGGCUUGCUGCCUGCCAGGGGUGUCGCCCAGCUGGGCUGCUCCACGAGGCGCUUUGCCUAGGAAUGUCCCAGUGCUGCUAGUGCCAGCUCAGCUCCCUGGAGGGGGCGAUGCUGGAGUCCUGGCAUAGAGACGGGCCAGCGUUUUAACUGCCGUCGUGGCCGACCCCCCUCGGGCAGGUCGAGAAGACGCAUGGCAUAACAGCAGUAGCUGGUGCCUGUCUGCACUAGGGCUCCGGCUGGCAGAGCUCCACGACCAAUUGCAGCCCAGGAUGCUGGCUGCUUGCCUGGAACAUCCUGCUGAGUCACACUGAGCUCCCAGCACCGCAGCCCUACCCCCCCCCGGCUGCUGCGGAAGGAGAUGCGUGUGGCCGAGGGGACGGACCAGGGCAGCUGGGCCUGGGCCUUUGCUCUGCCUGCCCCACCUUUCUCCUUUGAAGAGCUGCACUUCUGUUGCCCUGCGUGGUGCCGAGAAUGCGGCAGGAACUAACUGGCCAGCUGCUUUAUUGCCCUCUGUGCCCUGCGCAGAGCCCCGCACAGACAGCACCCGCAGGGUCAGGCCUGGGCUGCCUGCCCUGUGCCCACCCCUGGGCUCUCUGGACUCUUCCCCCCUGAGCAGGAGGCGCCUGGGUGCUAGAUCCUUUCGUUCCCUGCACACCCGUGUAACGUUCGGAGCCUGGCUGUUCUCCCCCCGGCCCUGCCCCGGCAGCUGGCCUCGCCUGGACAUGAUGGGCUAUCUGGGUGAGAGGAACAUCCGGCAGUUCAUUCACAAGAACAUUAUCCACGCCUCGGAGCCGAUGGGGGAUGAGAUGGCCCAUUAUCUCUACGUGCUGCAAUCCAUCACCCUCAACCUGCUGGAGCGGAGGAUGCGGACCCCCAUGGACCCCUACUCGCAGGAGCAACGGGAGCUUCUCCAGUUCCUGCGUCACAGUGCCUUCGAGUUGGAGAGCGAGCCUUCUGCCGGCAGCCUCAGCGCGGAGCGCCGGCGCUCUGUAUGUGUCACGGAGUUCCGCAAGCUGGGUUUCCAGAACUACAGUAACCCUGCCCAGGACCUGCACCGCGCGCCUCCGGGACUGCUGGCCCUGGACAACAUGGUCUACUUCUCCAGACACUGCCCGAGCGCCUAUAGCAGAUUUGUCCUUGAGAACAGCAGCCGUGACGAUAAACACGAGUGCCCGUUUGCCCGGAGCAGCAUCCAGCUCACCCUGGCCCUCUGCGAGAUCUUGCAUGUCGGGGAACCAUGCUCGGAGACGGCCCAGGCCUUCUACCUCAUGUUCUUCGGUCAGGACCACUUCUUUCAGGAGCUCUUCUGUAUCUGCAUCCAGCUGCAGAACAAGACCUGGAAGGAGAUGCGUGCCACGCAGGAGGACUUCGACAAGGUGCUGCAGGUGGUCCGGGAGCAGAUCACCCGGACCCUGUCCCUCAAACCCACCUCCCUGGAGCUGUUCAAGACCAGAGUGAACGCACUUAACUACAGCGAGAUCCUGAGACUGCGGCAGACGGAAAGGAUGCACCAGGAGGAGACGCUGGCCGUGCCCGUGCUGGAACUGCGAGAGAGGCUCAAGCCCGAGCUCCUGCAGCUGAUCCGCCAGCAGCGGCUCCUGCGGCUCUGCGAGGGGACCCUCUUCCGCAAGAUCAGCAGCCGCCGCAGACAGGAUAAGCUGUGGUACUGCCGCCUGUCCCCCAACCACAAGGUGCUGCACUACGGAGACGUGGAGCAGGGAGUGCAGAGCGCCCCCAUCGAGAGCCUGCCGGAGAAGAUUCCCGUGGCUGACAUCAAGGAGCUGCUGGUUGGCAGGGAGUGUCCGCACAUGAAGGAGAAGGGCUCCGGGAAACACAACAAGGAUGUCCUGGACUUGGCCUUCUCCAUUAGCUACGACGUGGAGGAGUACUACCUGAACUUCAUCGCCCCCACUCGCUAUGAGUUCUGCCUGUGGACGGACGGCCUGAACGUGCUGCUGGGUCGGGAGAUGACGAGCGAGCGAACCCAGAGCGAGCUCGACAUCCUGCUCUCCAUGGAGCUCAAGCUGCGCCUCCUGGACCUGGAGAACAUUUCCAUCCCUGACGCCCCUCCCCCUGUCCCCAACCCCCCCAGCAAUUUAAACUUCUGCUAUGACUUCAGCCCCCAUGAACAAUGAGGGCCUUCACCCCGGCCAUGGUGCUCUCGCUCCCCUGAGCCAGCCCCAGCUAGCGGUAAGUCUGGGCCAGAGGCUGCGCUGGAAGGGGGAGGAAGGGAAAACCUGGCUCCCCACCGUGGCCCCUCUUGCUGGGCAGAGAGCGAGUGGAGGAGGAGACUUGCUCUGACCUCCUGGGCCAUGAUCCCCUUUCCCCCCUUGUCCUGGUUCUGCCCCGGCGGAGCUGCUGAGCCUGCCCCUUCCCCCAGGGCAGCCUCCCACCCCUUCGACUUGCUGCCCUGACCGAGCGGGGCUCACCGCAGUGUCUCAUUGCCCCUCACUGCACUGGUGCUGCUGCUGUUACUGCACCAUGGGGGGUGGCCUGGGGCUCCCCGGUCCCCACGGCAGCCUGCUUCUGGGGGGUUGACAGAGCCUUUGGCUGGUGCCAUCCUCCCACAGGAGUCCUCAGCUGCUGAGCUGGUACGAUACGGGACACCUGGGCAUGCCCCAGGGAAAGACGCUAAGGUGGCGCCUGAGAAGGUACGAUCCUGUGCUGCCCCGCGCUCCCCCUGCUGCUCUCUGGGCACGGGAGGCACAGUGAUAACUGACAGCCUGGGGGGGGGGGGCUGGUGCCUCUCCCUGGCCCGGUACCUGCUGAGGCUCUCUCUGCUGCUGGCUCAUCAGCCAGAGGCCUGGCUGACAUUCAGCACCGCCUGAGGAAGCUAAAAAUGUCACACUGCAGGGCAGGGGCCAGCUGUUGCCCUGAGCUUUGACGUGGUGCCAGCAGCCCGUGUUAUUCUUUAUGGACAAGAGGGCGUUUGGGGGAAAAUCUGCCUUCCAGUAGCUACGGUGUUAACGCUGCUGGGGCCAAAUGGCUGAGCAAUUCACUGAGUACAAGAAAGGGGAGUCCUGCCAGGCUGCCAGGGCCCCACCAGGCCUGUGGCACAAGCUGCAUGAGGUGAGCCGAGCUGCCCCUGGUCCCAGCCCAGCACGGUCUGUCUGGCCCCGGGAUCCACUGCCCCCUUAGCCAGAAUGCUGCACUUACUAACCGGCCAGCCUGCUUCCCUAGCCCCUCACCCUGCUCUGUACCGCUCCGGCCUGGGGCCUUUACUGAGAGGGACCCUAUGGCACCAGCCCCCCUCCUCUGGUACGUGGGACUGUAAUAAUACUAAGGGAACCUGCCUGAUUGUCUCAGCACUGGACCUGCAUUGUCCCCUGCCCUGGGGCUGGAAAGGGCUGAGAACAGAUUCCUUCCACCCCCCAGGGUUUGGGCAAUAAACACUUGUACGGAGAAA